Molecule: messenger RNA, 567 nt
Organism: Phragmites australis (common reed)
Lineage: Eukaryota; Viridiplantae; Streptophyta; Magnoliopsida; Poales; Poaceae
Exons: 1
Coding region: 82-438 (118 amino acids)
Biological process (GO): photosynthesis
Cellular component (GO): photosystem II; membrane
Source: RefSeq, a predicted model, not a curated record
CCCCAACCAGCCGCUCUUGCCAUCACACGUACACACACCCAUCGAAGUACCACACGAGAGCAAGCGCUGAGCUAAACAUCCAUGGCCGCCACCGCCGUCGCGGCGUCUCUAUCCGUGGCCCGGGGGCUCGGGAAGCCCCUUUGCGUCGGCAACGCGUCGUCGCUGCGCGCCUGCGCCUCGCCGGGGGAGGCGAUGAGGCCGGCCAGGAUGACCGUCGUGCGGGCUUCGGCGCACAAGCAGCAUCCCGCGAAGGAGUGGGCGGCCGCGGCAGCCGUUGCAGCGGCGCUGGUGCUGCCGGAGGUCGCGGAGGCCGCGCCGGGGCUGUCGCCGUCGCUCAAGAACUUCCUCCUCAGCAUCGUCUCCGGCGGGGUCGUGCUCAUCGCCAUCGUCGGCGCCGUCGUCGCCGUCUCCAACUUCGACCCCGUCAAGCGGGGCUGAAUUCCUACGCGUCGCGCGCCAGCUGCUCCAUGACCGUGAUCGGCUUGUGCUGUGUGUAGCUAUGCACUGAGAGCGGUCGAUAUCCUAUCUCCUUAUGCUUCCGAAUGAACAGUUCUUUUAAUGCGUGGA